CCAGUGCAAAUUGUGAUGAUCUUUUAUCUCUUGAAUGACUCAGUUCUGAUCGUGUACAAACAGACCAUCUCACAUGGAAGCUAUACUAAACUGUAGAUCAGAGGAUUUAGAGGACUUUUACGGUCUACUAGGAUGUGACGAACUAUCAACGACAGAACAGAUCCUCAAUGAGUUUAAAGUGAGAGCUUUGGCUUGUCACCCAGACAAGCACCCAGAAAAUCCCAAAGCAGUGGAAGACUUUCAGAAAUUACAGAGAGCCAAAGAAGUGCUGACAGAUGAGGGCAGUAGAAAGAGAUAUGAUUUGUGGAGGAGGUGUCAGAUCGCUAUUCCCUUUUCAGAGUGGGAAUCCCUCAGUGACUGUGUCAAAACCUCGCUGCAUUGGGCUGUGAAGCCCAAGAAGGAAGCCAUGCUGGAGGCACCACACUGUGGAUUUGACUCCAGUCCCCAGGGCGCAGUCCCUCAGGCAGACGGCGGAGGCUCACUGCAGGAGCAGUGUUCAGACAGAGGACUUUGUGCAAAUCCCCAAAUAGGGGACUAUCAGCAGCAACAUUUUCGCUGGGCAGGAGAUGUUCCUUCAGGUCUUUUACAGAAAUUCAGAAAUUAUGAAAUCUGAUUUUAAAAAUCUGUAAAGACCUUAACAUUCAGUUGGCCAAUUAUUACAAGAAUGCUGUGAUACCUUUACCGUGAUCCAGAUGCCACAUUCCUUACUCAGAGAAAUCAUUAUUUUUCAGUAACAUUACAAGAGUGGUUAGAGUAGUCCCUUCAGAUGAAGAAUUUAACUCAUAAUAUAUCAUUUACUUUCAGGGGUAAGAUCAAUCCAAAAUAAGGUAACCUUAAGAUGAAUCUUAUUUGUCUUCUAAUAGUUGCAUUUUACUUGUCUUUACCACUCCUCUAGAGGUGGGGUGUCCAGACUAUUUUGACCAAGGACAAGACAUGGCAGUGAGGUGGUAACGAAUGAAAAUUCCCUUUGAGCUUUAAUGUUGUAGAACACAUCUGGCGAAACCUUAAUGUUAGGCCAGAAAAUGUCUGUCUUUAUUUUUUUAUUAUCACAAAUGCGACCAGCAGCUCUUGCUAUGGUUGAUGUAAAUAAUAUGUUGUGGGCAACUUCUGUGAUGUUGCAUUUCUAAUGUUUUAAUGUUGUUUUUACGUAUGCUUUUUCCUGUUCUUAUUAUUGCUGAAGAACUGCUUGGCUCUUGUGGGGACUAUCCACAGUCACUGUUUGUGGAAAUCUUUGUGUGUGGGUAUGUGUCGUAUGUUGAAGAACUCCUG
Messenger RNA from Chanos chanos (milkfish), 1269 nucleotides. It is a transcript of the gene dnajc12, whose product is annotated as DnaJ (Hsp40) homolog, subfamily C, member 12. Lineage: Eukaryota; Metazoa; Chordata; Actinopteri; Gonorynchiformes; Chanidae. Bases 74 to 613 code for a protein of 179 amino acids. Gene Ontology annotation, cellular component: cytoplasm. The record is from RefSeq and is a predicted model, not a curated record. The transcript is spliced from 5 exons.